Messenger RNA from Arvicanthis niloticus (Nile rat), 1685 nucleotides. NCBI's taxonomy places the organism in Eukaryota, Metazoa, Chordata, Mammalia, Rodentia, Muridae. The record is from RefSeq and is a predicted model, not a curated record.
GGGGAGAAUCGGCUUGGUAGAGAAGGUUGAGGAAGGCUUGGAAAUGAAGCUGACAGAAACCAGCCUGUUAGGGACCGGAGGAAGCCGUACAAUUCUUUAUGCCCUCUAUGGGAGGCAAGCUCUUAAAGCCCUCCACCUCCAACCACAUCUGGGCUCCUCAGCGAGCUUGCCAGAGAAGUAGGGCCGGGGAUGAUUUCUCCAGCCCCCAUUUCGGUAUCAGCCGCAGACAAGGAGUCUUCUAGUCAGAGGAGCACUCUAAGGAGACUCUAGUGAGGUACUCGGAUCUCUUGGUCAUGAAGGAAGUGUGCAGCUCUUAAACUGAGCUGUCAUAGCACACUGAGAAUCUAGCCGAGGCCAUUAACUGUGGGGAGGCCAUGCCACACAAGACAAAAGGAGGAGGAAGAUGUACCAGACGAGCAUCCUGGAAAGCACACCACAGCAGCAAGAAUUCUGGAACAAAUAUAAAGACGGCGACCAGUGUGAAAGCAGCCCUUGCCAGAAUCAAGGCGAGUGUCGAGAUGGCAUCGGAGGUUACAUGUGCACCUGUGCCGAGGGAUUCGAAGGCAAAAACUGUGAGCUCUUGGUUCGGAAACUCUGCAGCCUAGACAAUGGAGACUGCGACCAGUUCUGCAAUGAAGAGCAGAACUCAGUGGUAUGCUCCUGUGCCAGCGGUUACUUCCUGGGUAAUGAUGGCAAGUCCUGCAUCUCCACAGCUCCCUUCCCCUGUGGAAAAGUCACUACAGGACGCAGGAAGAGGUCUGUGGCCCCAGACACCAGCAACAGUGAACCUGACCCUGAAGACUUCCUGUCUGAUGAGGAUAUCCCAUCCCCUACUGAGAGUCCUUCUGAACUGCUCAACCUCAAUGAGACAGAGCCUGAGGGAAACAGCAGGAACGUUACUCGGAUUGUGGGUGGCCAGGAAUGCAAGGAUGGAGAAUGUCCCUGGCAGGCUCUGCUCAUUAAUGAAGACAACGACGGGUUCUGUGGGGGCACCAUCUUGAAUGAGUUAUACAUCCUCACCGCCGCCCACUGUCUCAAUCAAGCCAGGCGAUUCAAGGUGAGGGUAGGGGACCGGAACACAGAGAAGGAGGAAGGCAACGAGAUGGCGCACGAGGUGGACGUGAUCAUUAGGCACAACAGGUUUGACAGGGACACCUACGACUUCGACAUCGCCGUGCUGAGGCUGAAGACCCCCAUCACGUUCCGCAUGAACGUGGCCCCUGCCUGCCUUCCUCAGAAAGACUGGGCCGAGGCCACACUGAUGACACAGAAGACAGGCAUCGUGAGCGGGUUUGGACGCACGCACGAGAAGGGCCGGCAGUCGACCAUCCUGAAGAUGCUGGAGGUACCCUACGUGGAUCGCAACACCUGCAAGCUCUCCACCAGCUUCAGCAUCACGCAGAACAUGUUCUGUGCAGGCUAUGAGGCCAAGCUAGAGGAUGCCUGCCAGGGGGACAGUGGUGGCCCCCACGUCACACGGUUCAAAGACACCUACUUUGUGACCGGCAUCGUCAGCUGGGGAGAGGGGUGUGCAAGGAAGGGAAAAUUUGGCAUCUAUACAAAGGUCACAGCCUUCCUCAAGUGGAUUGAAAAGUCCAUGAAAGCCAGGAAGGUAUCCACAACUGAGACCCCACGGUUAGCCACUCUGCCCUAUUAAAGCAGCCCUUCUCCAGACCUGUUGGGUC